AGGGCGCCUUGGCCCUCGUGCCUGUCCUUCGCACACAGACAGAAACAUGGCGGCCGCCGUAGUGAGGAGUCUGGGCUCCAGUUUGGGUAGAAACCUCAGAGAGAUCCGCAUCCACCUCUGCCAGAGUUCUGCAGCCAGCCAGGGGGCCAGAGACUUCGUGGAGCAGCACUAUGUGGCGCUGAAGAGGUCAAACCCAGAGUUCCCAAUCCUGAUCAGAGAAUGUUCCGGUGUUCAGUCCAAACUCUGGGCCCGAUAUGACUUUGGGAAGGAGUGCAGCGUCACAGUUGAUAACAUGUCAGCUGAUCAGGUGGCUAAUGCACUGCAGACUCUGGUUCAGACCAAACCUUGACCUGGAAACAACUAUCUACAAACCAGAACAUUAUUAUUGUAUGUCGUUGAUGUGUGCUGAAGAUGAAAAUAUUAAAGGUUUAUUUACACGUUUA
Molecule: messenger RNA, 443 nt
Organism: Sphaeramia orbicularis (orbiculate cardinalfish)
Lineage: Eukaryota; Metazoa; Chordata; Actinopteri; Kurtiformes; Apogonidae
Gene: ndufa2
Product: NADH:ubiquinone oxidoreductase subunit A2
Exons: 3
Coding region: 47-349 (100 amino acids)
Cellular component (GO): respiratory chain complex I
Source: RefSeq, a predicted model, not a curated record